Messenger RNA from Symbiodinium necroappetens, 2034 nucleotides. The record is from the annotation of a GenBank genome assembly. NCBI's taxonomy places the organism in Eukaryota, Dinophyceae, Suessiales, Symbiodiniaceae.
AUGGACAAGAUGAUGAGAGCCUGCGACAUAAGACCUCCUCCGGGGCUGGCACACAGUUCUCCGGCCAGAGUGACCCGCAACAAGUGGCGUGUGCUGAAGCUCCGUGUUCGCCAAGCUGUCUCGAGGGCAUUGGCAAGAAGUUCUGCUCCGGAAGUCAUUCCGAGGGUGUCGCGCGACUCGGCCGGCGGCUUGACCACCUUGCGUGAUAGUGAUGGGGAGACACAGCCCGCGGCAGCGGCUUAUGGUUCUUUUCUCUCACAGUUUUUGAAGACAUCUUCUUUGGCUCUUGCACGCUCUUUCCGCACACUGAGCGAGACUGGCGAGCGGAAGGCGUGGCCGCCAGGUCUGGCUUGCAACCCCGAGAACGAGGAUGCGCAUCUGGUGACAGCGAACUUGUGUCUUACAGCUUUGAACCACUUGGAGCAAGGCAUGCCCAAGAGUGGCCUUAGCAGCGGUGCUUCUUUGGGACCCUCCGAGAGCCAGAAGUCUGUCCAAACGCACGUCUGCGGAAGGGUGCAUCUGUUCCUUUCGCGUUUGCAGGAAGGACUGGCUGGUGCGUUCUGCUGGCAUGGAGCUUUCAGCAAGUUGGAGGCACGCGAAAGGAGCGCUGUCGCUGUGCCGCUGCUCGGUGAUAGCGUGGACCUGCCUGUGUGUGCUGCAACCUGUGACCCUGAAAAACUGGUGCCCGCAGAGCUGUGGUCCAAGGUUUCAGCGCCUGGGGCCAUUUUUGGUUCCACACUUACCUCCACCCAGACUCCGGCUGCCUCUUCCAACAGUCAAGACCGCCGCGAGUACUUGGUUCUCACAGGAAGAGAGCUGCGCUGUGGAAAGCUGCGCCUCCGGUCAGAAGUUCGUGGCGUGGCAAAAGUCUUUGCGGUUCCAAAGUCGGACCGGACCCGGCAGCGCAAGAUCUGGGACGGCUCGCACCUCUCCGAGAUUGCAAGCAAGCCGCCCAAACCGGAAAGGCUGGCUAAUCCCAGCUCUUUUUUGGACAUCUUUGUUCGGCCGGGGGAGCAGCUCUACAUGUCCAAGAGGGAUGCAAGCACGUACUUUGACUUGUUGGCUGCCCCACCCGAUCUGCAGGCAUGGUUUGGACAGGAACCCGUCACUGUCCAGGAGCUUAGCGCCGCUGCUGGCAUGGAUAUUGAAGAAGUUUAUUCCUUUGUCGAUGAUGUAAACGGUCAGAAAGCUCUUGGGCCCGACUCGGUGCUUUUUCCUGUCAACACAGCAUGGCCCAUGGGUUUCAGCUGGUCCUCGUGCGUCGCGCAAGGGAGUACACUAGGCAUGCUGCGCUGCGCCGGCGUCAACGAACAGAACGUUUUGAGUUUGGACCACCGUCUGCCAGAAUCGCAAAGGGAACUCUGUGCUGUCGCGACUGAUGAUGUGAUCCUUUUCCACAGAUGCAAACGUCAAGGGAUAUCCACAUUGAGAAGACUUGACGCCAGCUUUGCGCUUCAUGGAAUCCAACGCAACGAGAAGAAGGACGUGACGCUGGCCUCUAGUUUAACGGGUCUUGGUUGUGAUAUCAGUGCGUCGCCACCCAUGGUGCAGCCUGCCUGUGGUAAGCAAGCGCGACUUGUGCUUGCAACAUGCGAUUUGCUGGUUUCCGAGAGGGGAAUGUUCAGCAUCUUCUCGCAAGUCUACAACUUCGUUCGGGAGCAGCCAGAGUCAGAAAAGCAGCGUGUUCCGGCUAGUGUGCUGGAUGAGCUGUUCGUGUCCUUAGCUUUGGCUCCGCUUCUGCCAGCAAGCCUGGAUCGUGAAUUUCUUCCGGAAGUCUUGGCGUGUGACGCUGCUCCAGAGUUUGGCUUCGGCGUGACCUUGGCUCAGUGUGGAAAGCACCUGGCAGAGAAAGUGGGCAGGCUGUCAGAGCGCAGAGGAGACUACGUCAGGCUGGAGCACUCAGCGGAAGACCCACCCGAAGUUGAGCGCCUGGGCACGCUUCACCGGCUGCCUCUCAAGAAGACGGACUUCAAGCAGCUGAUUUCGUGCAAAGCAAGAUGGGCAGGAGGCAUCACCACCGUGCUGUCCUCCUAG